Pyrus x bretschneideri (Chinese white pear) is the source of this 2080-nucleotide messenger RNA. RefSeq names its product probable anion transporter 6, chloroplastic. Gene Ontology annotation, molecular function: transmembrane transporter activity. The record is from RefSeq and is a predicted model, not a curated record. Gene Ontology annotation, biological process: transmembrane transport. Lineage: Eukaryota; Viridiplantae; Streptophyta; Magnoliopsida; Rosales; Rosaceae. Bases 182 to 1771 code for a protein of 529 amino acids. The transcript has 15 exons.
ACAAACCAAUCCGUUCCGUGGCCCAAAAAUUCCUCCAACUCUUCAGCACCACCAGCAGCAAGCAGUAGCUCGCUUCCUCACUCUUCUUCUCCUCCUCCUCCUCCUCUUCCUUCUCCUCCAAAUUUUACAGAAACCAAAUUGAAAUUUGCCACCUUUUAGUCACGGAUAGAUACGCACGGAAAUGGCGAAGCUCACGCUCAGAGCCGAGUGCUCCUCCUGCUUAUUUUCACACAACACAAGCUCACAAUCUCCCCUCUCCUCACCCAGACGACGUCGUUUGCUUCGGUUUCCUCCGAAGAACAACUUGGAGUUGAGAGUGAUUUGUAGCAUUCAGGAGAGGGAAAGCGUCAGGGAAACCAAGAGGGUCAAUGGGCUACCGGUGGAUAAGGUCCAACGGGCUGGUUCGGGUUCUGGGUCGGAUUCUGAGGGGGAAUUGAGUCAGGAGAGCGGGUCUGGGGAGGUGGGUUUUGAUUGGGAUUGGCCGCCGUGGAAGAACGUACCUCAGAGGUACAAGCUCAUUGGGACUACUUCGCUUGCCUUCGUCAUCUGCAACAUGGAUAAGGUGAACCUGAGUAUUUCUAUAAUUCCAAUGUCUCACCAGUUUGGAUGGAGUUCAUCCGAGGCGGGAUUGGUUCAAUCGUCGUUCUUUUGGGGGUAUGCAUUGAGUCAGUUGCCCGGAGGUUGGCUUGCCAAGAUAUUUAGUGGGAGAAAAGUUCUUGAGUUUGGAGUGUUAACUUGGUCCUUGGCUACGGGACUUGUCCCUCUUGUUGCUGGAUUUACACCUGGUUUAGUUUUGUCCAGAAUUUUGGUAGGAAUUGGAGAAGGCGUUUCCCCAUCCGCCGCAACUGACCUUAUUGCCAGGACAAUACCUUUGGAAGAGCGUUCACGGGCUGUAGCAUUUGUCUUUGGUGGUCUGAGUGCAGGAAGUGUUGCAGGGUUUCUUCUGGCUCCUCCCCUUAUCCAAAAUCUGGGGUGGGAAUCUGUAUUUUACAUAUUUUCCUCUUUGGGGAUUGCUUGGUAUCUAGGUUUUCAGUUUCUUGAAGGACAAGCCUCAUGGGUUGGUGAAUCAAUUCCACGGUCCCAAUCAACAGAUGUGAAGAAAACAUGGAGUACCGAAGAAUUGGGUGACUUGUUGAAGGAUGUACCAUGGAAAGCAUUUUUCCAAAGUCCAGCUGUAUGGGCAAUGAUCUAUGCUCAUUUUUGUGGAAGCUGGGGUCACUAUACUUGCCUAGCGUGGCUUCCCACCUAUUUUAGUGAGGAGCUGAACCUGAAUUUGACAGAAGCUGCAUGGGUCUCUAUCCUUCCUCCAUUGGCUUCGAUCUUUGUGACCAGCAUUGCAUCACAAUUUGCUGAUAGCUUGAUUUCUAGUGGAGUUCAAACCACUACGGUCCGAAAAGUUUGCCAAACAAUUGCCUUUUUAUCUCCUGCAGCUUGCAUGACUCUUUCAUCUCUUGAUCUAGGAUUGCCGCAUUGGGAAGUUGUUGGGAUUCUCACUGGUGGUUUAGCCCUUUCAAGCUUUGCCUUGUCAGGAUUGUAUUGUACCCAUCAAGACAUGUCACCCGAAUAUGCGAGCAUACUUUUGGGUAUUACCAACACUGUUGGGGCGGUACCUGGAAUAAUAGGCGUUGCCCUCACCGGCUUUCUUCUUGAUUCCACUCAUUCAUGGAGUAUAUCAUUGUUCAUCCCAUCAAUAUUUUUCUACCUGACUGGUACAGUUGUUUGGCUGGUGUUCGCCAGCAGUAAGCCUCAAACCUUUUCGAAGAGAGACUGACCUUUUUUGUAGUUCAGUCUUUUUCUCUUGAAUGAAGCCUUCCAAAUAGCGGGAUUCGUCAUUCAGUGUAUAACUAGUGUCACCUGUGUUCGGAAAUUAGCUUAGUAUUCACCAUUUGGUUCUUUCUGUACAUCUAGAACAAGGCUGCUGCACAUGUAUAUGUAAUCUUCCAUGACAUACACAUUUUUGUUGUAAUCUCGAAUAAGUGUUCUUGGUUAGCCCCCAAACAACGACGGGUGGAAUCUGAUAUUGUACAGCUGUUUUAACAGUUCACAACUUCACUUGGUAUAAAUAUGUUCCAAAAGGUCA